Cutaneotrichosporon cavernicola is the source of this 960-nucleotide messenger RNA. RefSeq lists its product as uncharacterized. Lineage: Eukaryota; Fungi; Basidiomycota; Tremellomycetes; Trichosporonales; Trichosporonaceae. The transcript is spliced from 8 exons. The record is from RefSeq and is a predicted model, not a curated record. Gene Ontology annotation, biological process: mitochondrial phosphate ion transmembrane transport. Gene Ontology annotation, cellular component: mitochondrial inner membrane. Gene Ontology annotation, molecular function: phosphate transmembrane transporter activity. Bases 1 to 960 code for a protein of 319 amino acids.
AUGUCGUCUAAACCCGCCGUCAAGCCGGCCCUCACCCCCACCUUCACCGGCUCCGACUAUGCCAAGUUCUUUACAGCCGGUGCUUUGUGUUGCACGCUCUCGCAUGGGUUUAUGACACCCAUUGACGUGGUGAAGACCCGCAUCCAGAUCGACCCUGCGCUCAAAGGCUACAAUCUGGUGACCGGAGCACGCAAGAUUGUUGCUGCCGAGGGUCCCAGGGGUCUUAUCACUGGUGCUGGGCCUACGUUUGUUGGUUACUUUCUCCAGGGUGGUGCCAAGUUUGCCGGGUAUGAAGCUGCUAAGAAGUACCUCGUCGAUCUGAGCGGUUCACGAGAAAAGGCCAUCGAGUACCGCACAGCGAUCUAUCUCGGUGGUGCUGCCAUUGCCGAGUUCUUUGCCGACAUCCUCCUCACGCCCGCUGAGGCGACGCGUAUCCGCCUCGUCUCCAACCCCAAGUUUGCAAACGGUAUGGUGCCGGCAUUCACUAAGAUCCUCAAGACUGAGGGCGUCGGCGCGCUGUACGCCGGAUUCAUUCCCAUCCUGUGCAAGCAGAUCCCAUACGCAAUCGGACAGUUCACCGUCAACGAGCGCUGCCUCGAGUUCAUCUACCGGCGCAUGACGCCCGAGAAGCGCAAGAAUCUCACCUCUGGCCAGCACUUUGGGAUCACGCUUACGAGUGGUAUUAUCGCUGGUUUUGCAGCUGCAAUCCUCUCGCACCCUGCCGACACACUGCUCUCGCAGAUCAACAAGGGCCACGGGCCCGAGGGUUCGCAAGUGCAUCGCUUGGUCGCGAUCGCCAAGCAGGUCGGCUUCCAGGGCCUGUGGGCUGGCCUCGGCCCGCGUAUGAUCAUGACUGCUGGUCUGGUUUCGUCCCAGUUCGUCAUGUACGGCUGGAUCAAGAGGGCGCUUGGUGCUCCGGCGGGAAUCGAGAUUCACAAGGAGACCAAGGCGCCCAAGUAG